This is a messenger RNA of Stomoxys calcitrans (stable fly), 4158 nucleotides long. Its product is annotated as cytotoxic granule associated RNA binding protein TIA1. The transcript is spliced from 8 exons. Gene Ontology annotation, molecular function: RNA binding. The record is from RefSeq and is a predicted model, not a curated record. Bases 1348 to 2865 code for a protein of 505 amino acids. Lineage: Eukaryota; Metazoa; Arthropoda; Insecta; Diptera; Muscidae.
UAUAUAUAUAUAUAUAUAUGCGAGUUGUAUUUAAAUAAAAGCAAAAUACCAAAACCACUAACCAAAAUACGCACACACUUACCAAUUCGCACAGAGCCUGGACUUUCAACAUUCAACCAUAAACCAUAACAGCAACAACAAACAAGCGAACAACCAACCUACCCAACCAACCAUAUUUUAAUUAACUGCCUAAGUAAAAGUGCAAAUUAUCCAAAACAAACCAAAAUAAUUCGGGGGCAAAAGUUUAUUUAAACUUUAAUUUUUCGAAAAAAAAAAACAAAACUUUUGCUAUUUUUUAACGCCUCAAACAACGAUAUUCUCUGGUGUAGUCUAGCAAUCAGCACACAAACCCAGCCAGCAUCCAUUUUGGGCCAGCCGUAACGCGUUGUACACAAAUAAUUUUAUUGCCAUCGACGCGAACAUUUACCACUUUGUAAAACCACAACAUCCAACGUGUGCAACACAAUCACCUAUACAAGCAGACAAAACCAAAAAAAAAGGGACACGUGAACUCAUCCAUCCGCCAACAAACGCUGCUGACUCCUCAUCCCUUUUUACAUUCUACACCAACAACAAGUGCAUGUUGAUAGUACAAAACAGCACAGCUUAUAGCAGACCAGACCACUCCAUCCACAUAACAGGUUCUGUGAUUCGGCCUAUACCAGUCAGCCAGCCAGCAGCAGUCAACCCAGCAUCCAACCAAACUCGUCAUUCCGGCAGAAGGAUAUACAUUUAAUCUGUGUGUGGAAAUAUCUGUAGUACAAGGCAUACCUGCCUGGAACGCAUUAACAUACGUGAACAUUAAAGUACUCACUUUGAUUGUGUGCACUGAAAAAUACACACACACACACGCACACGCGGAGAAAGCAUUUAGACACACAUACAGAGAGAGGCACUGCACUGCAAGAGAACAAAGAGUUGUUGUAGUCAGUACUGUAACCUGACCGCAGAACAUCAAAAGCAUUACAAACUAAAUAGGCAACAACAGCAACAACAACAACGGCAGCGACAUUAAAGCAUCGGCAACAGCAUCAUCAACAUCAACAUCGUCAACAGUCGGAUUCCAUUCAUCUACGAAACAAAGCUCACACAAAAGCCAUUGAAGUGAAUUAAAAGCAAGCGAGAGAGAGAGAGAGAGAGAGAGAGAGAGAGCACAAGAGGAGAAAGAACCAAGUGUAGAGAACAUUGAGUAGAUCCAACAACCAAUUCCCCACAUACCUCCUCUACUUGUACUAACGAGCAAAUUAACAUCUCUCUCAGUACGCGCCCACUCCACUGCUGUACACACUUAAAAAACAACAGCCACAAAACAGAAAAGAAGGCCAGCCAAACGAACGCAAAGCAAAAAUGUUGGCAAUGCCCACAUUGAUGAUGCCAGCCACAGCACAAAUGACGCUUAGCAGUCAACCACUAUCAGUUGGGGCUCCACAUGCUAAACCAUAUGAGACGAAAUUAUUGGCCAUACAUCAGACCCACAUAACGGCACAACAGCAGCAGCAGCAACAGCAAUCACAUCAGCAGGCCAGCAACACCAAACAGCAGCAGCAACAACAACAGCAGCAACAAAUGUCUGCAAAUAGCCAACAACAACAGCAACAACAAGCCGCCGUCGCUGUCGCUCAACAACAGGCUGUGCAACAGCAACAACAGGCCGCUGCCGCCCAACAACAUCAACAGCAACAACAACAGGCCGCUGCUGCUGCUGCCGCCGCCGCUUGUAUUGCCCAACAACAGGCAGUAGCUGUGGCCGCAGCCGCUGCCCAACAGCAGCAAUAUCAAAUACAUUCACAACAACAAUCACCGCAGCAGGCAUUGAGUGCUUCACCCAAACAAGAACAAUUUCAUAUUUUCGUUGGCGAUCUAAGUUCAGAAAUCGAAACUCAACAGCUGCGUGAGGCAUUUACGCCAUUUGGUGAAAUAUCCGAUUGUCGUGUGGUACGUGAUCCACAAACCUUGAAAUCAAAGGGCUAUGGCUUUGUGUCGUUUGUCAAAAAAUCGGAAGCCGAAAGUGCCAUCACGGCCAUGAACGGUCAAUGGUUGGGUUCCCGCUCAAUUAGAACCAAUUGGGCUACCAGAAAACCACCGGCGAGUAAAGAAAAUGUUAAACCUUUGACAUUCGAUGAAGUUUACAAUCAAAGUAGUCCUUCAAACUGUACCGUAUACGUGGGUGGUGUAAACAGUUCUCUGACCUCGUUGAGCGAAGAAAUAUUGCAGAAGACAUUCUCACCCUAUGGUUCGAUACAAGAAAUUCGUGUAUUCAAGGACAAAGGUUAUGCAUUUGUAAGAUUCUCAACCAAAGAGGCCGCCACCCAUGCCAUUGUUGGCGUACACAACACUGAAAUCAAUGCCCAGCCUGUGAAAUGUUCGUGGGGCAAGGAGAGCGGUGAUCCCAAUAAUGCCCAAUCCUUGGCCAGUCAGGCUUUGAAUCCAGCUGCCGCUGGUUUUCCUUAUGGCGUUGGUGCAGCCGCUGCUGCAGCAGCUGCCUAUGGCCAACAGUUGGCAGCCACUGGCUGCUGGUAUUCACCUACACCUACGUAUCCCGCUUCAUCGGCCACAGCUGCUGUAACGCCUGCUGCUUCGGCAGCUGUGCAAAAUCAAUUUCUGCAAGGUAUCCAAGGCUAUCAUUUUGGCCAAUAUGGAGGCUAUCAGCAAGGCUAUAUGGGCAUGGGUGUUCAAAUACCAACCACUUGGCAAGGCGUAGCUACACAAGCCCAAAUUUCUCCUGCUCAACAGUUGGCGACGGCGGGCGUUGCCGGUGCCGCCAUACCACAGGCAGCUGGUGUCGUAGCCUACCCCAUACAGCAAUUCCAAGUUAGCCCCCAGUUACCAGAAGAUGAAUGGUUAGCAGCAAAUUUAUUAUGUUAGUUUUACACAGGCAAAAGAAAAAUAAGAAAAUAUUAAAUGCAGUUAUUUAAGACAAACAGUUAAAAAAAAAACAAAACAAGAGCAAAACCCAAACAGAAAUAAACCCAAGAAAAAAAAAACAACAAUUUAAACACAACCAAAUACACACACACACAUAAAAGCAUGGAGAAACCCUAAAUAUAAAGGAAAACAAAAAUUGUUUUAAAGAAACACACACUCAAUCAUACAUACACAAACACAAAAAUGCAAAGGCAAAUAACAACAAGAACAAAAAAGUUAUGAACAUAAAGCAGAAAUUAUAUGAAAUUAAAAAAAAAAAUAAAAAAUUGAAAAAACAUAGUUUAGAAAAUAUUGAAAUAACAAACUUAAACAAGACACCCAUACACACACACACACACAAACAAGCUAGUUGCAAUAAAAAGCAAAAACAACAAAGAAAAUAGGGAAAACUUAAGUAAAUUUUAAACAAUAGUAAACAUGCAUACCAAAUCCAUACACAUUCCUUCACAACAACACACACUCACACACACAGACUCACAGUCACUUGAAUAUAGCCUAGCAAAGACCUAUGUACGAGUAUACCUAUACAAAGAAAUUUCGAAUGUGUUGUAACAGUGCAGUUAAAUAAACGAAAACACAUGCAUACACCCACACUGUCUCUCGCCCACUCACUCACUCACCCAUACAUGUAUUGAUAUAAGUAAUUUAGGAAUUAUUGUAUGAUUAAAAUCUAUAGACACACACACACAUAUAUAUAGAAAUCUAUAUUAAUAUUAUAAAUGUAUGUAUAAAGUUUCAUGGGAAACGAAAAACAACAACAAGAAACAAACAAGCAACAACAAAAAGCAACUAAGUAUGAAAAUUAAUUAAAAAACAAUCAACAUUCCAUCGAAUGAUAUUAAAAAUUGAUAUAAAAUAAUAAUAAUUAUGAUGACGACGAUGAUGAAAAUGACGAUGGCGCGAUGACAAUGGACAAUGCUGGUGGCAUAGUGAUGACAAUGAUGAUAAACCAUACACCCAAAAAAAAUUGAAAAAAAAAACACAACAAGCCUACACCCACACAGGGAUGUUGCUAUGCAAAAUAAGCAGCCAAGGAUAAUAGAGCCCUACAACAGCAGCAGUAACAUCAAAAGGCAGCAACAUCAAAAUCAUUGAUCUCCAAAGCUAACAAACGAAGUGAGUAGCUACAAAAGAAAAAUAAAAUCCGAAAACAGCAAAUCCAAAGUCCUCGUUAAUAUUUAAGAUAGGCAUAUAUGUUUUAUAUAUAUACAUAAAUAAAAAAAAAAAAAACAA